Messenger RNA from Alexandromys fortis (reed vole), 10282 nucleotides. It is a transcript of the gene Znf865, whose product is annotated as zinc finger protein 865. Gene Ontology annotation, cellular component: nucleus. The record is from RefSeq and is a predicted model, not a curated record. The coding region runs from base 6108 to 9287 and encodes 1059 amino acids. Gene Ontology annotation, molecular function: RNA polymerase II cis-regulatory region sequence-specific DNA binding; DNA-binding transcription activator activity, RNA polymerase II-specific. Gene Ontology annotation, biological process: regulation of transcription by RNA polymerase II. The transcript is spliced from 2 exons. NCBI's taxonomy places the organism in Eukaryota, Metazoa, Chordata, Mammalia, Rodentia, Cricetidae.
UGAUGUGUGGAAGAGCAGCAGUGAGCUUGAAGCAGAAGUGAAGGAGAGAAGGCUUGAUCCCAAAGAGCCUGGGGAUAAAUUGCCUGGCUUUUGUCUGCUCUACCAAGCUCCUAAGAUUCUUCCUGCAUCCACUUGUUUCUUAUUGACCCAUAAACACUUUCAACACCCGUUUAAUGAGCAUCUACUUCCUACAGAGAAUAAAAUGGGCAAAGAUUCCUGUCCACAUAGAGCGGCUAUGCUAGUUGAGAAGGUGGACAUUAGAAAUCAAGCUACCUGGGGUUGGGGGACAUAGUUCAAUCAGUAAAGUGUUUGAUCCUGAAUUCAGAGUCUCAGCACUUACAUUAAAGAAAAAAAAUGGGCAUAGUGGCACAUGUCUCUAAUCCUGGCACUGGGGAAGUGGAUGAGGAGAUUCCUGGGGCUCACUGGCUAACUCCAGAUUUAAUGAAAGACUGUCUCAAAGAAGGAGAGGAGAGCAGUUGAGCAGGCCAAGCAACAUUGGCCUGGGCCUCCAUACCCUCACAUGUAAACAUAAACCACACACAAAAUAAAAAUAAACAUGUGGACAGAGUUUCAUCUCUUGGGGAUGCUCUUAUUCCAUCUUGCUCCUCAGGAACAGACAGUUUGGUCCUAGACUGCUGUGGCUGCCGCGGGGCUGCUCUGACAGCGCCUCACCUUGCAGGCUGUGGAUUUGACUAGACUUGAGUCUUUUCUCACCCUGUGUGCCUGGCCUUGUUCCUUCGCUUCUUCAGUAAUUUAUCAAGCCACCAGUGAGAUGGCUCGGGGGUAAAAGCUCUUGCUCCCAAGCCUGCUGACCUGAGUUCAGUUCCCACAGCCCGCAUGUGGAAGGGGAGAACUGACUCCUGUAAGUUGUCCUCUGACCUACACAUCUGCACACACAAGAAAUAAAUGUAACACUUUUGUUUUUGUUUUUAUUUAAUUAUUAGCAAGCUAGGUACUGAGGACAGAGUUCAGAGCAAAGCAUUUAAAAAUCUUGUUUCUGGGGCUGUGGAGAUGGCUUAGUGGUUAAGCCACUUGCCAUAAAAGCAUAAGGAUCAGAGUUCAGAUUCCCAGAACCCAUCUGAAUGCCAGUGAGUUGGGAGAUCCACCUGUAAUUUCAGUCUCUGAAGGCAGAAAUAGGACCUCCAGAGCAGUCUGGAUAACCAGACUGGCCAUAUCUGUGAGCUCUGAGUUUGACUGAGUGGAAGAGAGAUGGAGGAUCAUUCCUAGCAUCCGGUCUCUACGUGCACACGUGUGCCUGCACAUGUGAAAAUGGAAAAAGAAAAUCUUGGCAUCAGAGAGUGAUCCCAGUAAAAACACAGUCAGGAAAGCAGAACGUGGGGUGCAUUCAAUGCUGGUGAUAUGGAGGGAAAUGAAGCUAGCUGGGUAGUGUAGGUCUGGGGGACAGGUGGCACUGACCGCUCAGAGCCUCCAUUGAAAAGACAAUUGAACAGAGACAGGAAGGAGAUGAGGAGAGUGCGGGGGAGUUAAUUUUGCCUGCAAAAGCAACAGUCCUGAAACACAGGCCCCAGAGCAGAAAUGGAGCCAGCGCAGUGGAAGAACAGCUGCAAGCUUGUGGGGGCCUGUGUUGGUCAUGGAAGGACUUUGGGAAGGCAGGGUCUCGAGGUUUUCUGCAAGAAGGGCCUGGCCUGGCCUUCAUCCUCCCAGCUAAGCAGGAUAGCAAUACUUCUGAGAGUGCUGGGAAUUUUUUUUAAUUAUUUUUUUAUUUUCCGUGCAUUGGUGUUUUUGCUUGCAUUUGUCUCUGUGUGAAGGUGCUGGAACUCCUGGAGCGGCAGUUGUAGUUGUGAGCUUCUGUGUGGGUGAUGGGAACUGAACCCAGGUCCUCUGAAGAGCAGCCAGUGCUCUUAACCACUGAGCUGUUGGGAAUCUUGAAUGGGACACACUGUGUGAAGCAGAGAGCCCCAUACUCUAGAGUUAAGUGAAUGCCAGUGGCUGGUCUGGAGUCGGGCAGACUGAGAGGCGUGACUAGGAGGCAGGAGGCAGGGAGAGGAUGGAGCGGGUCACAGCUCCAAUGUGCAGCUGCAGGGGCCCCAUUUCUGUUUUGGAAAGUAAAAUACUGACAGGGAAGAGUGGAGUGUGGAACCCCACCACUUUCCUUCAACCCCACUCAUCUCAGUGAACCCCCAGCUCUUCCUUAGUGAUUUUUGGAGGGGGUAGGGUUUUUUUUUUUUUUUUUUUUUUUUUUUUUUUUUUUUUUUUUUUUUUUUUGAGACAGGGUCUCUGUGUAUCCCUGGCUGUCCUGGAACUCACUGUGUAUCCCAGGCUGGCCUUGAACUGAGAGGUCAGCCUGCCUCUGCCUCCUGAGUGCCGGGAGUAAAGGUGUGUGCCACCACUGCCCAGCUGUGCCUCAGUGUUUCUGAGUCUACCCGUCCUUUCUUAUUGUUUUGAGGAGAACUUGGAAGAGACAAAUAACAUGUGACUUGUUAAUAUUUUCCCCCUGUGUGUGGCAUGGUACAUGUGUAUACUUAUAUAGGGGCCAGAGGUUGACGUGUGUGUCUUCCCCGAUUCUGCUCUGCUUUAUUGAAGCAAGGGCUCCCACUGGAUCUGAAGCACUCAAGUUGGGCUAGUGUAGUUAACCUGCUUGCCAUGGAGAUCUCUCAUCUCUGCCGGUUUUUUUUUUUUUUAGUUUAUUUUUAUUUCAUGUGCAUUGGUGUUUUGCCUGCAUGUAGGUGUCAGAUCCCCUGAAACAGGAGUCACAGACAUGUGAGCUGCCAUGUGGGUGCAAGGAAUUGAACCUGGGUCCUCUGGAAGAGCAGCCAGUGCUCCUAACCACUGAGCCAUCUCCCCAGCCCUAUCUCUACCUUCUUUUUUUAAAAAAUAUUUAUUUAUUUAUUUAUUAUGUAUACAAUAUUCUGUCUGUGUGUAUGCCUGCAGGCCACAAGAGGGCACCAGACCCCAUUACAGAUGGUUGUGAGCCACACCAUGUGGUUGCUAGGAAUUGAACUCAGGACCUUUGGAAGAGCAGGCAAUGCUCUUAACCUCUGAGCCAUCUCUCCAGCCCCCUCUACCUUCUUCUUAAGUACUGGAUAACAGAGAACUGUUUUGCCCACCUGACUUACUUUUCUGUGGGUUAUGGGGAUGCAAAUUCUGGUCUUCAGUCUUGCAUACCAAGUGCUCUAUCCACUGAACCAUCUCCUCACCCCUGUUAAAACUUGCUGUAUUUAUGUGGAACUCCGUUUGGUGUGUGGAGUGGGGCAGUCUCUUCCAUUAUAAUUGUAUAAACUUUUCCUUGGCACACGGCACCUCAGGAAAGGGGCAGUUUGGGACUGGAGAGAUGGAUCCACACUAGGAGUGCCUGCUAUUCUCAUAGAACCCAACACCUACAUGGUGGCUCUCAACCCCCUGGAGCCCAAAUCCAGGGGAUCUGACAUUCUUUUCUGACUUCCACUCAGUCACAUAGGCAGUGCACAGACAGAUGUGCCUGGAGAAAAUAAAAAAAUAUUAUUAAAACGGAGCAAUUGAAGACUUAUGUCAUGCUUACUCAGUAAAUACUUACUGAACCAUCUUUCUAGUCUCUUAUUAUUUGGCAAAUAUUUAUUAAUAUAGAUGUCUACUGCAAUAAAUUUCCCUUUGAGCACUGUAUUACCUAUCUCUCUUCAGUGUUGGUAUGGGUUUUUUUCUUUUUUUCUUUUUAUUGCCUGAGACAGAGUGCUAAAUAGCCCAGGUUGGCCUUGAACAUGCUAUGCAGCUGAGGCUAAUCUUGAACUCCUGGUCUUCCUACUUCCUCAAGUGCUGCUGAGAUUAUGAGCAUGUGCCACAGCACCUGGCUGUGACUUCAUUUUCAGUCAUUGCAACGCAUUCUCUGAUUCUCUUCAUCUCUACAUAGCAACAGAUAUUUGUUAAGUAUCUGUAGCUUGUCCACAUCUGCACUGUGGUAGGUGCUAGGGCAUAGUGGCAAAGAAAGCAGGCUACUUUAGUCCUUGCUCCCGUAGUGGAGAGGUCAGACAGUAAUAGUGCAUGGCAAAGUAAUCUGUUGAUGGCACUAGCUGUGGUGAAAAGAAUAGAGCUGGGUUAUGGUCUAGCGGAGACAGUGUGAGGAUAGAAACCUGAAUAGGAUGUGUGGGGGGGAGGGUAUCAUUGACUGCUGGGGAAGGAUGUCCUGAGGCAGACAAAGAAUCCAUGGGGUUUGUUGCUUUUUGAGCCGGUCUCCUGUAUCCCAGGCUGGCCUCGAACUCACUACAUAGGCAAGGCUAGCCUUGAAUCCUCCCUCAGGUUCACAGAAGCUGGGGUUAUAGAGCUGCACAACCAUGCCUGGCAGAAUCUAUUGAAUAGUAAUCCCCCACACCACCUCAUAUAAAUAGCCCAGAAAGCACCCCUAAAGGAGACUCCUGUUGCCAUAAUUCUACCCUGCACCUCCUUCCACUUGCAGGGUGCAGCUCCUGGGAAAGCCUCUCCCAUAGGGGAUGGCAUCUCUGGCUGUCACACCAGCUGCUCUACUGCACACUUGCUCUGGGGACCUCGAGGACUCACUAGAUCCUUGGUGCUUCAGUGCGUUGAGUGGAGAGAGAAGCGACUCCAUAUGAGUUGUAACAAGGAUCUUGUGAGUUAAGAAGUGGAAGAGCUUAGCUCAGGCCAGUCUGUGUGAGACACCCCGGCUACAGCAGCUGUCACUAAGGUCCCCGCCCCCUUCCGUAGCACUCUGAAUUGGUCUCUGCCUCCCGCAUCCUUCCACUGUGUGUCUUCCUCCUUGCUGGCGGCAUCCCGCACUUAAGCUCUGUGUGCAGUCUUCUGGUUGCCAUGCCUUUGCUUCUCCUGAAUGCUUCUCCUGGAGCUUAGACUGAAUGGAAGGGCUGUAAAGGGCACGGGUGUUGACUCUUGUUCAAGAACACUCAGAGCUGGAUACUAAAAAUAUCUAUUUCUGUGUAGAGGUGGGGUGGAGACACCUUUUACCUGUGUGUGCCAAGAGCCAGCCAGGCAGACUAAAUAAAGGUCCUGGGCCUUGGAGGGACAUCCUGUCCCCUGCGGCUCCUUAGGUUUUGAGUAUAGUAUGAUUAGAAAGAUGAGGGCUGGGCCAGAACUGCCGAACUAUAGGGGCAAGGGAUGAUGGGCAAAAAUGGGCCUUUCUCCCAGCGACUCUUCAGAAGCUCAGUAGGGCUGCUGUGUGUGUGAACACAGGAGUGAACUCCAGAAGCUGAGGUUCCAGUGAGGAGAGAAGACAGACAGCAGGAGUGGAAAACAGACAGAAAAAGUUGUACAAAAAGUGCCUGCCUGCCUGUUGGGAGGAGCUAAGAGAAACUGUAAUCCAAGGACCAGGGUCGGUGUGCCCAGGUGUGUGAUGUCAUCAUUUAUGGCAUCCAGCCCUAGGGGUGGAAUGCACACUACUGAUAAUGUUGCAUUUCACCCUCAGCUCCCCAUGUAGAAGUUCAGGCCCCGUUUUAAAUGUGGAGAAAGCAUGGACCUAGCAAAGAUCAGAUCAGAACCCAGGUCUAUGCAGGCACUCUUGCCGUAACUACCUUGACCUAGGCUAGUGGAUUUUUCUUUCUGCCUUGCAAUCAAAGAAUAUUCCCUCUCCCCCAGUAUUGAGCUCUUACCCAGUUUUCUUGGCUUCCCUUUUUCUACUACUGGAAUAGAUACUAUCAAUUCAUGGAAGGCAUUACCAUAUACUGAGUGUUUACAAGGCGCCAGGAGGGGCCUUCCACAUGCUAAUGUUAAACUGUUGGAUCUUCACAACAGCCCAGUGCUUGAUAGCUCCUGCUGCCCUAGACCUUCUCCUUCCUCCCCGCCUCCCUCCCCUACCACAAGAUUACCUCAAACUUGGAGCAAUCUCAGCCUCCUGAGUGUUUGGUUUGCCCUUAGUCACAAUGGUUGUGGAGGCAGAGGUUCUGUCAUUUGCCUGUGGUCACACAGCUAGAAAGGGGGGGGGGGUGGCCCAUGCCUUUAAUUCCAACACUUGAAUCUCUCAGUUUGAGGCCAGCCUGGUCUGCAGAGUGAGUUCCAGGACAGCCAGAGCUACUCAGAGAAACCCUGUCUUGGGGGGGAAAAAAAGAAAAGAAAAGAAAGGGACUGGACUUAGGUUUGAAGUUGUCAUUUUGGUUCCUGAAGCCCCUGUCUUAACUACUUAGGGUCUCCCUUCUCUCCACCGGCCAGAGAUGGAGGCAAACCAGGCAGGCAGCGGUGCCGGGGGUGGCGGGAGCAGCGGCAUCGGGGGAGAGGACGGGGUCCACUUCCAGAGUUACCCCUUUGACUUCUUGGAAUUCCUCAACCACCAGCGCUUUGAGCCCAUGGAACUGUACGGGGAGCAUGCCAAAGCAGUGGCGGCCCUGCCCUGCACCCCGGGGCCCCCGCCCCAGCCCCCGCCCCAGCCUCCUCCGCCUCAGUAUGACUACCCACCCCAGUCCACUUUCAAACCCAAGGCGGAGGCUCCUUCCUCAUCCUCCUCGUCAUCAUCUUCCUCCUCAUCUUCAUCUUCUUCAUCUUCUUCAUCCUCUUCUCAAGCCAAGAAGCUGGAUCCGUCAUUGCCGCCCACCUUCGGGGCGCCACCCCCUCCGCUCUUUGAUGCUGCCUUCCCUGCCCCGCAAUGGGGAAUUGUUGACCUCUCUGGGCACCAGCACCUGUUCGGAAACCUGAAACGAGGAGGGCCCACACCUGGGCCUGGGGUGGCAUCAGGUCUUGGCACUCCCACCGGGACCCCUGGGCCACUUCCCACACCCACGCAGACCCCACCUGGGCCCACAGUCGGGGCGGCCUGCGACCCAACCAAGGACGAUAAGGGCUACUUCCGAAGGCUAAAGUACCUGAUGGAGCGUCGCUUCCCAUGCGGUGUGUGCCAGAAGUCCUUCAAACAGUCCUCACAUCUGGUCCAGCACAUGCUGGUGCACUCUGGGGAGCGACCAUACGAAUGCGGCGUCUGUGGCCGCACCUACAACCACGUAUCCAGUCUCAUACGCCACCGACGCUGCCACAAGGAUGUGCCACCAACUGCUGGGGGUCCGCCGCAGCCUGGGACACCGCUUCCUUCGCUGGGCCUCCCGGUACCCACUUCCAGUGCCACAGCCACCUCCGCUCCUGCUGCAAUGUCCUCCGGCCCCUCAGCUACACCUGCAGCACCUGCCACCUCCACGGAUGGGAAUGCCACCCCCGCUGCCGCUGCCGCAGCUGGGGUGGCCUUGCCUCCCCCCACCACUACUGGCGGGGAGGGCCCAUUUGCCUGCCCCCUCUGCUGGAAGGUCUUCAAGAAGCCCAGCCACCUCCACCAGCACCAGAUCAUCCACACGGGUGAGAAGCCCUUCUCCUGCACCGUGUGCAGCAAAAGCUUCAACCGGAGGGAGAGCCUCAAACGGCAUGUGAAAACGCACUCGGCCGACCUGCUGCGCCUGCCCUGUGGCAUCUGUGGUAAGGCCUUCCGCGAUGCCUCCUACCUCCUCAAGCACCAGGCGGCUCAUGCAGGGGCCGGGGCCCCGCGGCCGGUCUACCCUUGCGACCUGUGCGGGAAGACCUACUCAGCGCCCCAGAGCCUGUUGCGGCACAAGGCUGCCCACGCGCCACCUGUGGCCACCGAACCGGCCAAGGAUGGGGCGACCCCAGUCCCGCAACCACCUCCCACCUUCCCCCCGGGCCCUUACCUCCUGCCGGCGGACCCGACCACCACCGACGAGAAAGCCACAGCUGCUGCAGCGGCGGUGGUGUAUGGGGCGGUGCCUGUGCCACUUCUCGGCACGCAUCCGCUGCUGCUCGGUGGUGCCGGGAACGGCGGCGCUGGUGGCGCGGGCACGGGCGUCCCAGGCAAGACGUUUUGCUGCGGCAUCUGCGGGCGGGCGUUCGGGCGCCGCGAGACCCUGAAGCGCCACGAGCGCAUCCAUACCGGCGAGAAGCCCCACCAGUGCCCAGUGUGCGGGAAGCGCUUCCGCGAGUCCUUCCACCUGAGCAAGCACCAUGUGGUGCACACCCGGGAACGGCCCUACAAGUGCGAGCUGUGCGGCAAGGUCUUCGGCUACCCGCAGAGCCUCACGCGUCAUCGCCAGGUGCACCGGCUCCAGCUGCCCUGCGCCCUGGCCGGAGCCACAGGCCUCACCGGGGGCCAGGGGACCACGGGGGCCUGUGGACCGGGGGCUGCAGGUGCUUCGGGCGGGCCCGCCGACGGCCUGAGCUACGCCUGCUCGGACUGUGGGGAGCAUUUCCCGGAUCUCUUUCACGUCAUGAGCCACAAAGAAGCCCACAUGUCAGAGAAGCCUUACGGCUGUGACUCCUGCGGCAAGACCUUCGGCUUCAUCGAGAAUCUCAUGUGGCACAAGCUGGUCCACCAGGCUGCCCCGGAACGUCUUCUGCCGCCAACUCCCAGUGGUCCCCAGUCCACUGAUAGUUCUAGCGGCGGCACCGACGCAUCCAGCGUGCUGGACAACGGACUGGCCGGAGAGGUGGGGGCGGCGGUGGCAGCGCUGGCCGGAGUGUCUGGGGGCAGCGAGGAUUCGGGUGGGACGACUGUAACCGGAGGGGGUGGCGGGGCCACUUCAGGCGCUGAGCGCUUCAGCUGUGCCACGUGCGGCCAAAGCUUCAAGCAUUUCCUGGGUCUGGUGACUCACAAGUAUGUGCACCUGGUGCGCCGGACCCUGGGUUGUGGCCUCUGCGGCCAGAGCUUUGCCGGCGCUUACGACCUGCUCCUGCACCGCCGAAGCCACCGACAGAAGCGGGGCUUCCGCUGCCCGGUGUGCGGAAAGCGCUUCUGGGAGGCGGCCCUGCUGAUGCGCCACCAGCGCUGUCAUACAGAGCAGCGGCCCUACCGGUGCGGCGUGUGCGGCAGAGGCUUCCUGCGUUCCUGGUACCUGCGGCAGCACCGAGUAGUGCACACGGGCGAGCGCGCCUUCAAGUGCGGAGUGUGCGCCAAGCGCUUUGCGCAGUCCUCCAGCCUGGCCGAGCAUCGGCGACUACACGCCGUGGCCCGGCCUCAGCGCUGUGGCGCCUGCGGCAAGACCUUCCGCUACCGCUCUAACCUGCUGGAGCACCAGCGGCUGCACCUGGGCGAGCGCGCCUACCGUUGCGAGCACUGCGGCAAGGGCUUCUUCUACCUGAGCUCGGUGUUGCGCCACCAGCGUGCCCACGAGCCCCCGCGGCCCGAGCUGCGUUGUCCCGCCUGUCUCAAGGCCUUUAAGGAUCCUGGCUACUUCCGGAAGCACCUGGCUGCCCAUCAGGGAGGUAGGCCCUUCCGCUGCUCCUCCUGCGGUGAGGGCUUUGCCAACACCUAUGGUCUGAAGAAACAUCGCCUGGUGCACAAGGCUGAGGGUCUUGGGGGGCCCGGAACAGGGGGAAGCGCCUUGCCCGGGAAGGAUCCCUGACCAGGGAAUUUCAAUGCACUACUCCAAUCAGAUGUUCCCUUCUGGACUCCCCCCCCCCCCCCCCCCCCCCCCCCCCCCCCCCCCUCCUCCUCCUCUCUCCUUCCUGGGGCUGCUGGUCUGACUCUCCCCACCCCUCCUUAUUGUUACCCAUUCUAAAGAACUACAGAUGGUCUAGCUUCCUUCCGACCCCAUGCCCUGCCCUAUAAACUGAAGGUUAAAUUGCUACAAUGCCAGGCCAUUUUGGCCCUUCCUUCUUCGUCCGUCAGACACUGAACUUGAUCCUCCGUCCAGCCUUCUUUUGUAAACCUCAUCUGCUACCCAGCCGCGUUUUGGCUCCCGUGAACUCCGCGGUGAAGAUGGGCCUGAAUUACCCGCGGCCUCUACUUCCUUUGGGAUCUGGCUGGACAGUGGACUAUGAACAGAGUUGAGGAGGCACAGGUUGGGGGUCUGGGUGCUCUUGGGUUGGGGGGAGGGGGGAACAGACGCGGCUUGUACAGAGCAGAGAACAAUAAAUCGUAUCAACAGGGCCGCUGGGGUCUGUCCUUGCUGUUCCUGGGGGAUUGUGAUAACUGGAUGGACACACAGCACCUCUGUCGUGUUUCACCUGGGUUGAGUGAGGAUUUGCCAUGUCCCCGGCGUUAGCCUACGAACUGGGCAAGUGGCGAGAGUGAGACAGGUAAGUCCAUCUCCCGGGAACCGAUUUGAGAUUCCGAGACUCCUCUUCAGGAUGUUUUCAGCCACCAUGACCGGAAGUCUGUCUGCCAAGUCCUGGCCUGGGUACUAGGGAAACAUGAAUUGAGUGGACAUGACAUUCACACUUCAGUAGCUGGGAGAGCACGCCUGUGGAAUUCACCACUGCCUGCAGACUUUCUGGAGACAGGAUCUCAUGGAUUCUAGGCUGGCCAUGGACUUGCUUUGGAGGUAAGGAUAGCCUUGAUUUUUGUUUUGUUUUGGAGACAGGGUGGGUCUCUCUCUGUAAUUCUUGGCUGUUCCAG